This is a messenger RNA of Macroventuria anomochaeta, 478 nucleotides long. RefSeq lists its product as uncharacterized. The coding region runs from base 122 to 376 and encodes 84 amino acids. NCBI's taxonomy places the organism in Eukaryota, Fungi, Ascomycota, Dothideomycetes, Pleosporales, Didymellaceae. The transcript has a single exon. The record is from RefSeq and is a predicted model, not a curated record.
AUAGACUAUAAUUUACAUCCCCGUCUACGUCUAUUCGAGUUCGCGAGGUGGCGUGUCAAUCGUGUCACUUUCUCGAAUUCCAGUCUCCGAAACUUGUCGGUCCGUUGUGGGUGCGGUCGGAAUGUUUGCACAGUCAGACCUUCAUUUGAUUGAAACUAUACAAUACUGUCACAAGCAACUCCUUGAGAAACUGCGCUUUGAGACCAACAGUGCGUCACAAGAGACCAAGAACAAGGCAAAGGAAGAUAUGAGAAGGAUUUGGCAACAGGAUCCCCAUUUUCAUGAUAUUGUUUGGAGGGUGGGGUCUAUUGCGCACUACAUAGAGCUUGCGCUCAAGUGCAGGCAGCAUAGGGGUAAUGAUAACCUCAAGGCUUGAUUCUGCAACAUUGAAAACGUACUUGUAAUUUUAAUCACACUAUUUACAGGCAUUGUGGUUGAGAAACAGAGCUUCAAGAAUGGGCUGUGUUUAAUGCAAAAU